AUGGCGGCACAGGGCAGACAGCGACAGUCAUUGCGAAACGGCAGCGAGGAGCAGAGCCUGCUUUCCAGGGUAUCGCAAUCGGGGGUGGUGCAGCAGACGAAGCGAGCGGCGAACGACGCGUCGUUGGUGACGAAGAAGCUGAUGAAGAGCACGGGCAAGGCGGCGUGGAUUUUGGGAACGACAUUCCUAAUCCUGGGGGUCCCACUGAUCAUCGCCAUGGAUCGCGAGCAGCAGUUCAACGAACUCGAGUUGCAGCAGGCCAACAUCCUCGGUUCCCCUUCCUCUCUCAAGUAA
Prunus armeniaca (apricot) is the source of this 294-nucleotide messenger RNA. The record is from the annotation of a GenBank genome assembly. NCBI's taxonomy places the organism in Eukaryota, Viridiplantae, Streptophyta, Magnoliopsida, Rosales, Rosaceae.